This is a messenger RNA of Cydia amplana, 3371 nucleotides long. RefSeq names its product disintegrin and metalloproteinase domain-containing protein 10 (gene kuz). The coding region runs from base 480 to 3176 and encodes 898 amino acids. Gene Ontology annotation, biological process: membrane protein ectodomain proteolysis; Notch signaling pathway. NCBI's taxonomy places the organism in Eukaryota, Metazoa, Arthropoda, Insecta, Lepidoptera, Tortricidae. The transcript is spliced from 16 exons. Gene Ontology annotation, cellular component: plasma membrane. Gene Ontology annotation, molecular function: metalloendopeptidase activity. The record is from RefSeq and is a predicted model, not a curated record.
AGUAUGAAAAAAAAAAUCAGUGUGUAAUCAAUCAAUUUCGCAGUCAAGUACUGGGAUUGGAAUUUUAUUGUUAACUUUUAUAAUGUAUUAUAUUGUAGGGCAUAGUCUUAGGGUAAAACAGUGGUAGUUUUAAAAUAGAACGAUGAAAAUAAAAACGUGAAAUGUAUAACUUGUUGUGCUAUAAGUGGUAUAACUGUUAAAUGUUGGUGGUUUUGGGCUGGUCCGUUUACAGAAACGGAAACAAUCUAUGUUUCCACUCGCUUUUAGGGCCGUUCUGUAAAAUAUUUAGGUGACAACUGUUUGGUUUCUUGUAUAAAUUGUACAGAAUUUAUAUUAUUGUAAUGUAAAUAAAAAAAUAUUAUUUGCUGGCGCAUGCGUCGGGACGGAAAACAGACAAAGGUUUUGUGGAGUUUGAAAAUCAGCUGUAUUAUUUUAAUGUGCAAUGAGUUAGUGCCCGUGGAGUGUUUGAAGAAGUGACAAUGAUUAGUGAAAUUGGAUACACAGUGUUUGUGCUCCUGGCCCUGCCUUACAUUGAAAGUGCAACCCGUCGCGAACUAAGUGAAUACAUCACAUACUACGAGCCGCUCGACUACGACGCGAGCGACUUGCACGAGCAGCACACGCGCGCGCGGCGCUCCACAGACGCGCCCGCUGACUUGCGGCUCAAGUUCCGCGCGCACGGCCGGCGGUUCCACCUGCGGCUCCGGCGCGACCUGUCCGCCUUCCACGAGGACCUGCAGGUGGAGGGCUCACAGGGGCAAAUACACAAUGUCGACACGUCGCACAUAUAUCACGGGGAAUUGGCUGACGAUCCCAAAUCGAAGGUGUUCGGUUCGGUGACGGACGGCGUGUUUGAAGGCAAGAUCGUCGCCAGCGACGGCGCGUACUACGUCGAGCACGCGCGGCGGUACUUCCCGCCGAACGGCACCCGCUCGCGGGGGCCCCACUCCGUCAUCUACCGCGAAGGCGAUGUGGUCGACCCGUACGCGCACAGGAGACACGGUCACGUGGGCGGCUGCGGUAUCACAGACGAGGUGGUGCAGUGGAUGGAGCGCAUCCAGAACUCUGGUGUAGAGGAUGAGGUCUCGCCGUCACCGCCUGCGCCUUCAGCCAACCCCUACCCGCACCAUAUACCGUCAUCGCCCCCGCCACAUCCUAACAGCUUGAGGGAUGAUAACCCUAGGUUCUGGGACAUGCAGUACCACGACAAGUACUCUCGGGCGGCGAACACCGGUCACUCGCGGUCGCGGCGGGCGGCUAAGGAGGCGAACCGUACCAGCUGCUCGCUUUACAUACAGACGGACCCGCUCAUAUGGCGGCACGUCAGGGAGGGGUUUCCUGAUCACCGAGAUCCCAGCAAGAAGGCCGAAGUGGACAUGAAGACCCGCGAGGAGCUGCUCUCGCUGAUCGCGCACCACGUGACCGCCGUCAACUACAUCUACAAGAGCACCCGCUUCGACGGACAUAUGGAGCACAGGAACAUUCAGUUUGAAGUGCAACGGAUAAAGAUCGAUGACUCCGAAUGCAACCACCACUACGGCACCAGCGAGACGAACCAAUUCUGCCUCGAGAAUAUCGACGUGUCCAACUUCCUGAACCUGCACUCACUCGCCAACCACGAGGACUUCUGCCUCGCCUACGUAUUCACCUACCGGGACUUCACCGGGGGCACUCUAGGUCUAGCAUGGGUCGCUAGCGCGAGCGGCGCGUCGGGCGGCAUCUGCGAGAAAUACAAGACCUACACGGAGACUAUAGGCGGCAUGUACCAGAGCACCAAGCGCUCGCUCAACACGGGCAUCAUCACGUUCGUCAACUACAACAGCCGCGUGCCGCCCAAAGUCAGCCAGCUGACGUUGGCACACGAGAUCGGACACAAUUUCGGCUCGCCGCACGACUAUCCGUCGGAGUGCCGACCAGGCGGCCAGCAGGGCAACUUCAUAAUGUUCGCGUCGGCCACGAGCGGCGACCGGCCCAACAACAGCAAGUUCUCCGCCUGCUCCAAGGGGAACAUCAGUCAGGUGCUCGACGCAGUGCGGGACGGUCGGAAGAGGAACUGCCUCUCGGCCAGCCAGGGAUCGUUCUGCGGGAACAAGAUUGUGGAGUUAGGAGAGCAGUGCGACUGCGGUUACGAUGAGCUAGAGUGCAAAGACCGGUGCUGUUACCCGCGCGUCAUUAACGACACGGAGCGCAGCCUUAACAUGAGCGCCCGAGGCUGCACCCGGAGGGCCAUGACGCAAUGCAGCCCGUCCCAAGGCCCGUGCUGCAACGCACAAACAUGCAUGUUCGUAACAGCGUUCGCCAACCAGACAUGUCGCGAGGCAACCGAAUGCAGUCACGCGUCGUUCUGUUCGGGGCGCUCUGCAAUGUGCCCAGAGCCGAGAGGAAUGGACAACGGCACUCUAUGCAAUAACGGCACCCAACUGUGCAAGUCCGGCGAGUGCAGCGACAGCAUAUGCAAGCUGUGGAACAUGACGGAGUGCUUCCUGUCGUCGGCGCCGACGGCGCGCGGCGACGGCGUGACGGCCACCGCCGACCGCCGCAUGCUGUGCCAGCUCGCCUGCCAGGUCGGGCCAGACCCUGACACCUGCCAGAGCACCGCCAGGUUCGCCAAGAAGUACAACCUGCCCGAGGAGGGCAUCAGCCUCCGUCCGGGCUCGCCGUGUGACAACUUCCAGGGCUACUGUGACGUGUUCCUAAAAUGCCGCGCCGUGGACGCCGAAGGCCCGCUGGCGCGUCUCAAGAACUUACUGCUGAACCGGGCCACGCUUCAAACGGUGCAGGCCUGGGUCAUCGAGCAGUGGUGGGCCGUGCUGAUCGGCGGGGUGCUGCUCAUCGUGUGCAUGGGCGCGUUCGUCAAGUGCUGCGCCGUGCACACGCCCUCGUCCAACCCCAAGCGGGCGCCGGCCAGACGGCUGUCGGAGACGCUGCGGCGGCCGAUGAACACGCUGCGGCGCAUGCGCCACGCGCACGGCGCGCACCCCGCGCGCCACGAGCCGCGCGCGCCGCGCCCCGGCCACCGCCGCGCCAGACACAAGUACACCCCGCCUGCCGCCUACACACGACCCGUCGCCGUCGCGUCGGCGCCGGCAGGCCCCAGCGCGGGCGCGCGGCGCGCUGAGCCGUACGCGAACGCCUACCCCGCGCCGGCGUACGAGAUGCGCUCGCAGAAGGUCUGACACUACGAGUACCCCGGCGCGGACGGCCUGGAGCUGGUGGCGCUGGCGCCCGGCGUGCCGCUGCUGCUCGGCUACGUGCUGCGCGCGCAGCCACCAACCCCCACCCCCACCGUCACCGUCGCCUCGCAGACCACCAUCACGCUACACUCGCCCGACACGCUCGCCGUCACCAACCCCCAGCGGCAGGCCGAUAUC